Mytilus californianus (California mussel) is the source of this 1918-nucleotide messenger RNA. RefSeq names its product ADP-ribosylation factor-like protein 6. Gene Ontology annotation, cellular component: cytoplasm; axoneme. NCBI's taxonomy places the organism in Eukaryota, Metazoa, Mollusca, Bivalvia, Mytilida, Mytilidae. Gene Ontology annotation, biological process: protein localization to cilium; intracellular protein transport; cilium assembly. The transcript has a single exon. Gene Ontology annotation, molecular function: GTPase activity; GTP binding. The record is from RefSeq and is a predicted model, not a curated record. Bases 272 to 850 code for a protein of 192 amino acids.
CGGGAAAUACUUGUUUACAGUGGUAACAGGAAGCGGGUACACGUUUUUACAGUUUUACCUGAUUUUCACACCUUGAUCAAGUAUUUGUAUCGAUUUAUAUGAACUUAUAAAUUUUUAAAGAAUCAAGAACCUUCAAAUAUGAACUGAUUCGAUUAAGAUGGAGAAAUAACACGGACAAAAAUCAAAUUCUUGAAAAGAACUUGUUUACACUCGUACACUCAGACUCUAUAUCUAACUAUAACUAAAUUGUAUUAGUACUCUUAACCUAAAGAUGGGAUUUUUUGACAAACUCGCAAAAUGGCUUGGUUUGAAAAAGAAAGAUGCAAAUGUUAUUGUCGUUGGACUUGACAACAGUGGUAAAACAACGAUCAUUAAUCAUCUGAAACCAAAGGAAACAAAAUCUCAUGACAUUGUCCCAACCAUUGGUUUCACAGUUGAAAAAUUUACAAGUAGUGCUUUGUCAAUUACAGCAUUCGAUAUGUCAGGCCAAGGGAGAUAUAGAAAUCUAUGGGAGCAUUAUUACACAGAAUGUCAAGGCAUUAUAUUUGUGAUAGACAGUAGUGACAAGCUUAGAAUGGUUGUAGCAAAAGAAGAAUUGGAUCAACUUCUAAAUCACCCAAAAAUUACAAAUAGAAGAAUUCCGGUUCUUUUCUUUGCCAAUAAGAUGGAUGUACGUGAAGCAAUUUCAAGUGUUAAAGUUUCUAGUUUGCUUCAGUUAGAACAAAUAGAAAACAUGAAGAACAAACCGUGGCAUAUAUGUGCAAGUAAUGCUUUAACAGGGGAAGGUCUAAUGGAAGGCGUAGAAUGGAUAAGUGACCAACUUCGGGAUAUUAUUGAUGGAAGCAAAUGAUUAACACUUGUUGAUAGCUGUUAUUUUAGCAAGUUAAAAUAUGUACAUGUACAUUUAGUACAUGUUUGAAUUGAAAGAAAUCUUAAACAAAUGAUAAAUAUAAAUUGGUGUUUUAUACAUUUUUUUGGUGAAUUCUGGACUUUUGUACUUUUUAUGAUGGACCAAAAUGACAAUUAACAUUGGAGAAAAUAUGACACUGUGAAAUUUUAUUUCAGUGUAAAAGUUAUGUAAAUUUAGUCAUGAUUGUAGAACUUUAAAAGAAGAAAAAAAACUGAUCUCCACUUAAAGUCAGAUGGGCGUUAUAAAAACACUAGAGUACAUGUAUUGUAAACUAAGAAAAUGAUUAUAUAUAUCAUUGUGAAUAGUUAUGUUUAUUUAAAAACACCAAAAAUAUUCAAUUUCAAAAUUAACCAAAAUUGUUCCUACAUUUGAAUGUAAAAUUUAAACAUUAAUUACAUGUACAUCUAAGGAAAUUCCAUUCCAAAUCUUUUUAAAAUUAUUGACUUUCAUUAUUCAAUAAUAUGACACUACAUGUACUUACCUGUAGCUCAAUCAUACAUUGUAUUUUACAGUAUUUAUAAUAAAAAUAAGAAAAGAGGAUCUCUGUUUUUGAAUAUUGAGAAAUCCAUAUUUUUUCAGUAAUUCAAAAUGCAGAUGGAUGCUUAAGAUCAUUAAAAAAAUAAAAUUGUACAUGUAUGUUAUUGGAGUUAUAUAUUUCCUGGAAAUUGAUUUAUAGUAAACAGCAUCUUAUGCUCUGAACAGAAAUAACAUGAACAGAAGUAUUUGGUUGGCAUACAUGUAUUUACUGGACAGGAAAACCUACUGAUCUGUUUGAUGAAGUAAUGUAUUCUUGAAAUUAAUAUUUAUCUUGUUUAUAUGAUCUUAUUAUGUACAUUUGUACAUGUGCAUGCACACCUUUUUAAUAUUGUAAAUUGUCAGUACAUUUCAGUUGAUAAAAAAAUAACACUUACACUGAUUAUACAUUUUUUUUCUUAUAUACAUGUACUGUAGAGUAUAUAAUUAUUUUACAUUGAAAUUUGACAAAAAUAUAUCAAAUUAACGACUUUG